AUGCUACAACGGACCAUCUCGACUGCCUCGCGCGCCCUGCGCUCCACUGCCCAUCUGGGCACCGCCGGCAUCCAGCGCCAGUUCCAGGGCGCCGCCGCCCGCACUCAGCUCUUCCAGAUCCCGGUGACCGCCUCCCGGCCACUUGCUGCCCGGACAGCGAGGUGGUACAGCUCUGAAGCCGAGGCCAAGAACGGCGAGGAGGCCAAGAAGGAGGAGAAGAAGGAGGAGAGCAAGGAGGGCAGCGAGGAGGUUAAGAAGGAGGGUGAGGAGAAGACCGAGAGCCCUGAGGAGGCCCUUAAGAAACAACUAGAGGCCAAGGAGGCCGAGGUCCGGGAGUUCAAGGACCGCUGGAUGCGCGCGGUUGCAGAGUUCCAGAAUCUGCAAACCAGGACACAGGCCGAGGUCAAGGCCGCCAAGGAGUUCGCCAUUCAGCGCUUCGCUAAGGACUUGUUGGACACGGUCGACAAUUUUGAGCGUGCUCUGGGUGCCGUUCCCCAGGAGAAGCUGCAGGCGACCGGCGAUGACCAGAACAGCAACAAGGACCUCAUCAGCCUGUAUGAGGGCAUCAAGAUGAUCGAGACGGUCAUGCUCUCGACCUUCAAGAAGCACGGCAUCGAGCGUUUCGAUCCCGUCGGCGAGGUCUUCAACCCCCAGGAGCACGAGGCCACCUUCAUGGCUGCCAUGCCUGACAAGGAACACAACACCGUGUUCCACGUUCAGUCGAAGGGAUUUAAGCUCAACGGCCGCGUUCUGCGCGCCGCCAAGGUCGGCGUUGUCAAGAACAAAUAA
Messenger RNA from Thermochaetoides thermophila DSM 1495, 789 nucleotides. RefSeq lists its product as uncharacterized. Gene Ontology annotation, biological process: protein folding; protein import into mitochondrial matrix. The coding region runs from base 1 to 789 and encodes 262 amino acids. Gene Ontology annotation, molecular function: adenyl-nucleotide exchange factor activity; protein homodimerization activity; protein-folding chaperone binding. Lineage: Eukaryota; Fungi; Ascomycota; Sordariomycetes; Sordariales; Chaetomiaceae. The record is from RefSeq and is a predicted model, not a curated record. Gene Ontology annotation, cellular component: PAM complex, Tim23 associated import motor. The transcript is spliced from 2 exons.